CAGAGGAAAAAAGAAAAAGAAAAGCAUUUGCGUUGAAAAGCUUGCUCGACACUCUUUUCAUUUCUCCAAAGAAAAAUGAGCAUGGAAUCGACUCGCUCAGACAACUCGGCCAAAAGAAGCUUCAAUAAUAACCGUAACUCGGCCUCUUCAAAUUCAAAUUCAAAUUCAAACCCUUCCAAUAAGAAGAAAAAAACCAGUCAGAAAACCCUAGGCGUCGCUUGGGGCUCCAGUUCUCGCUCUUCGUCUCGCUCCUCCUUCAACAAUUCACCGUUCUCCAAUUUCGGCAGUUAUAUGGUAGAGAAGAAUAGGAAACUUCAGAACCAGUUUGAAGCCGAAGCUUCGACUUCUUCUCAUGGUGGUUCGGGUUCUGUGAAGCCUAUAUUCGAUGGGGUUUCCAUCUUUGUCGAUGGUUUCACGGUUCCUUCCAGUCAGGAACUGCGAGGCUACAUGUUAAAGCAUGGUGGAAGAUUUGAGAAUUACUUUUCAAGACGUUGUGUAACCCAUAUCAUCUGCAGUAAUCUUCCUGAUAGUAAAAUUAAGAAUUUGAGGUCCUUUAGCCGUGGGCUCCCUGUGGUAAAACCCGCGUGGAUUUUGGAGUCUGUUGCUGCCAAUAAACUUUUGAGUUGGGUUCCGUACCAACUCGAUCAGCUUGCUAAUAACCAACCAAAGUUGUCAUCAUUUUUUACUCUGAAAAGAAGCUCAGUCUCCAACAGUGCCUCAACUCAUGCACCUUGUCAAGUAAAUCCUGAAGCUGAGGAUUCGUCUUUAAAAGUUGGUACAUCAGGUGAUACAUAUUUUUCUGAAGUGAGUGCACCCUUUGAGCACCAUAAGCAAAUUAGUAGAGAAUCAGAUGAUCUUGUGAAUGAGAACUCUAAUGCAUCAUUAGUUGAGGAGACCACUAGCAGUUCUGGCAAACCCUGUGAAGUGGCUAUGGGAAUACCAAGUAAUAUUGACGCAAAAGAUGAGAGCAGUGUAAAAAAUGAUCUGCAGUCAAGUCAUUACCAACCCGCUGCACUUGUUAGCAGCAACUGCAUAAACAACCAAAAUAUUAAAGGUUCACCAAGUUCAAUGGUCAGUGAGCCUUCUAAUCAGAGUCAUUCAACUCUUGGGGAUCCAAAUUUUGUGGAAAAUUAUUUCAAGAACUCGAGGCUGCACUUCAUAGGCACCUGGAGAAAUCGAUACCGUAAACGUUUUCACAGCUUAUCUAAUGGGUUUAAUUGCACAAGUUCUAAUAUUAAAGCCUCUCCUCUGAAGACUGCCAUUAUGCAUGUUGACAUGGAUUGCUUCUUUGUCUCAGUUGUCAUCAGGAACCAUCCUGAAUUACGAGAUAAGCCUGUUGCUGUAUGCCAUUCAGACAACACGAAAGGAACUGCUGAAAUUUCAUCUGCAAACUACCCUGCUCGAGAUUAUGGAAUUAAGGCUGGAAUGUUUGUUAGAAAUGCCAAGGCUCUUUGUCCCCACUUGGUCAUUUUUCCAUACAACUUUGAAGCUUAUGAGGAGGUAGCUGAUCAGUUUUAUAACGUAUUGCAUAAGCAUGGCAACAAAGUGCAGGCUGUAAGCUGUGAUGAAGCCUUUUUAGAUGUGACUGACUCAGAGGGGGAUCCCCAGCUUCUAGCUUCAAAAAUAAGAAAAGAGAUUUUUGAGACUACCAGAUGCACUGCAAGUGUUGGUAUUGCUGGGAAUAUGCUUAUGGCUCGCCUUGCCACUAGAACUGCAAAACCAGAUGGUCAAUGUUACAUUCCUCCUGAAAGGGUUGAUGAUUAUUUAAGUCAACUUCCAAUCAAGACACUUCCAGGGAUAGGGCAUGUUUUAGAGGAGAAGUUGAAGAAGCAAGAUGUUUGGACUUGUGGACAGUUGCGUAUGAUUUCCAAGGACUCUCUUCAAAAGGACUUUGGACUGAAGACUGGGGAGAUGCUAUGGAAUUAUAGCAGGGGACUAGAUAAUCGGCUGGUUGGGUUAAUUCAGGAAAGCAAAUCUGUAGGUGCUGAAGUGAAUUGGGGUGUGAGGUUCAAGGAUGUGAAAGAUGCUCAAAACUUCCUCUCAAACCUCUGCAAGGAGGUUUCGUUGCGCUUGCAAGGAUGUGGAGUGGAAGGGCGCACUUUUACCCUCAAGAUAAAAAAGAGAAGAAAAGAUGCCGAGGAGCCUAUAAAGUAUAUGGGCCAUGGAGAUUGCGAAAAUCUGAGUCACUCCACAACGGUUCCAGUUGCUACUGAUGAUGUGGAAGUACUUCAAAGGAUAACAAAGCAGCUUUUUGGGUCCUUCCACUUGGAUGUCAAGGAGAUUCGGGGUGUUGGCUUGCAAGUUUCCAGGCUUGAAAGCACAGAGAAUUCCAAGCAAGGGCUUGAAAGAAAUUCUUUGAAAUCAUGGCUCAACUCUGCCUCAGCCAGAACAGAAGAACUAUGCAAGAACAAUUACGUAGCCAAAGAGAGUUCUAAUCAAGGUUGUGAAGGAGAGGGGGAUGAAACUUUGGGCCAGCUGUGUGGUAAUUCAGUUGGGCUUUCAAUUCAAAUGGACAGUAAUACCUCCAAUGGUGCAGCUUGUCUGAAUGAGGUUUCAGUGCUGCCACCUUUAUGUCAUCUUGAUAUGGGAGUUUUGAAGAGCCUUCCUCCUGAACUUUUUUCAGAGUUGAAUGAAAUAUAUGGUGGGAAAUUGGUUGAUUUGAUUGCUAAAAAUAAAGGUAAAACUGAAAAUAUCAACCAUACUUUGAGCGCUUAUUCACAUGAAAAAAUAGAAGGUGCAAUGAAAGAGGGGCAGGCAGCUCUCCUUUCUAGCAUGGUCUUCCAAAAUGAAAUUCCAGUAGAAAAUAAGGCAGAGCAGCAUAUAGCUAAGGAAGUUCCGUCAGUUUCUGGGGCAGAAUCCUUUGUUCCUGCUUCAGGACUCAAGAAAACUGAUUUGAUACCUUCCUCUCUAAGUCAAGUAGAUACCGCGGUUUUACAACAGUUGCCUGAAGAAUUGAAAGUUGACAUACUUGAGCAUCUUCCUGCACACAGGAUGCAAGUCUUUUCUCCAAAUGUUCUCUUGGAUCCUACAGAAAUCCCUCUGGAAGCAUUAGGUACCAAGACAGCUGAGAACAACUCUGGAUCAAAGGAUUUUGUCUUGGACAACAAUCUUUGGGUUGGAAUUCCUCCACAGUGGGUUGAUAAGUUCAAAGUCAGCAAUUGCUUGAUAUUAAACAUUCUUGCAGAGAUGUAUUACAAAUCAGGCUCAACUGGAAAUUUAUCUCCAAUUCUACAGCGUAUUAGUUCUGUAUCUUUACAUCAACUAGAUGCAUUUCAAGAUGGUUGGGAUGAAGCUAUGUACAUCUUGUGUGAGCUUCUGAAGCAGUAUAUUAAACUAAAGAUAGAAUUAGAUAUUGAAGAGAUCUAUGUUUGUUUUCGUCUUCUUCGAAGGUUUGCAAUGAAAUCAGAAUUAUUCAUACAAGUGUACAAUAUAGUCUCUCCUUACCUUCAGGCAUUGGUUGGAGAAAAAUAUGGAGGAAACUUGCAUAUGUCAUUGAAGGAUUAAUGCUGCACUUAUUCUGUGAUUUCUCUGAUUGAUUAACCUUGUUCCAGUGUCCAAGCGGUGCACUGUGCAAUUCAUGAGGGAUAAUUACCUUUAAACCACAAUGCAAAAUUUGGGGAGUGAAAACCAUAAAUUGGAGGCCUGUAUGAAAGUGUUUUGCUUACGAACCUAUGAACCAGACAAGACAGUUCAAGCAUUGAGCUCGUUUUCGAAACAAGCUAUAUUAGGCCCAAGCUUCAGCUUCAUUAACUUCAUAACCUGGCCCAAUCCAAGCAUAACAGUUGAAGUUCCUGAGACAGAGAUGGAACCUCCCUGAUAAGAUUCUUACACCCAGAUCUUGGAAACAUUUUCAAGUUCUGUUGGUGUUGAAGUGCAUGGCAGUUAAAUUAUUGGAAAUGCUUGAUUGUAGUAGCUUGUGAAUUGCCGCUGCCUCUCCUGCUCCAAAUCUGCACCUUGUGUUGAAGUUUGAAAAUCUGUGUAUUUAAUACAUGAAAGUCCUGUCUGAAAUUGUGAGCUCUUGUUCCAUUUGGUUUUGUUGGGUUUAAUAUUUUGUAUAGUAUUGCACAGGUUGUAAACUAGAGGUGAAGUUAGUUACUCAUUAGUUUCCUCAUAUCCACUUGCUCUCCUUAAUUAGGUGAUUGUAGGCACUUCAAAUUAUCAACAACCCAAAAAAAAAAAAAAAAAAAAAAAAAAAAAAAGAAGAAGAAGAAGAAGAAGAAGAAAAGAGUAGGCACUUCGGUUUGUAGGAUUGCCAAUAGGGCCAAAAGGCUCUGCAGUAAAAAGGAUAAAGGUAUGUUUUCCCUUGCUCAAUUACUUGUAAAUAUAAAUCUUGUAUUUGACCCGGGCAUGAUAUGAUUAUUGUUGUUAGAUUUUGAAAUCCCAAAAUGUAUAUUACUUGUAUUAGUUUGACUUAAGUGUUUUGAUGUAUAUAAAAAUUAGAUGUAUCGACAUAAUUUGACUAAGGGGUUCAGUUUCAAUUGUCUCAAAUUUUAACAUACUUUGACAUUUGUUCCAUUAUAGAAUGAAAUAGCAGGCGUCAUAUUUUUGAAAUGUA
This is a messenger RNA of Quercus lobata, 4555 nucleotides long. It is a transcript of the gene REV1, whose product is annotated as DNA-directed DNA polymerase. Gene Ontology annotation, molecular function: DNA-directed DNA polymerase activity; damaged DNA binding; deoxycytidyl transferase activity. The coding region runs from base 76 to 3504 and encodes 1142 amino acids. The transcript has 26 exons. Gene Ontology annotation, cellular component: nucleus. Gene Ontology annotation, biological process: error-free translesion synthesis; error-prone translesion synthesis. The record is from RefSeq and is a predicted model, not a curated record. NCBI's taxonomy places the organism in Eukaryota, Viridiplantae, Streptophyta, Magnoliopsida, Fagales, Fagaceae.